AGUACAGCCAGCCACCCUUGCCAAACAAGAUACUAGCACACAGAGAGCGCACUGGUAGGCUACCCCUACGACUUCGAUUAGCCUACGUGAACUGAACGUGUUGACAGACCAUCCGAAAUACUAAACAAUGCACUGCGGGAGUUUGGAAAGAAUGGGGACACCGCGAAAAAGAACUCUUUCGCGAGGAAUGAGUGAGGAUGAAUCUUUACGACACAUAAUUAAGGAGGCUGAGGAGACCACCAAACGAUUGACCCGUAGUGAAAGCAGAUACGGAUCACUGAAAAGGGGAGAGAGAGACAACCAGAGUGAAGAUGAUAAACUUGCAGGCAUCCCUGAUAUGGUAGAACUCCAGGCAAAUUACGACAGCGUGCUGCUGGAGCUGCGUGAUCUGGAGGUUCGGCAGGCUGCUUUCCGGUUCCAGGUGGACCUGCUCCAGGACACUUUGGAGGGGACGGAGGAGAUGCUCUCUGAAGCCCAGAGGGAAACUCACGACAACAGCAUGGAGCUGGAGCGAGAAAGGGAGGCGAGACGGAAGUUGGAGGACAUGGUCAGCUCAUUAAGGCAGGAGGUAGAGCGGCUGAAAGAGGAGAGAAACAGCAUCCCAGUGGUCCCUGUCUACUCUCUGGUUAGAGACGCCACACAGGAGACUGCAACUGAGGAGAGCAGAGACACACAAACAACACCACCUCCUAACAAGCCAGAGGAUGCCGGACAAGAGGCACCUUUCACUCUGGUGCGAUUGGACAGCAUGCCUGUCACUCAAACUCAACCACCCGGCACUACAGAGGGGCAAGCAGACAGCCCGAAUGGAGGGCUGCUGUCGUUCUUCAAGAAGGGAAAAGGGGACCAGCCUCAAGAGGGUCGUGCUGGUCCUGCCUGGCUUCAGAACGCCCCCCAGGGGACAUCGGUGGAUCAGGAUUCUGCCCACGUCAGGAGCGCUCAGGAGGAAAACAGCGACAGCCCCCUGGCCAAACUCACCAGGAUGGUAAAGAGCUUUGGUCACACGCCGUCGCUGGACCUGGCUGACCAGCCUGUGCAGGAGGGAGUGUUUCGAGGCCCCAAGCAUGUUGGGGAUGACCCGGAGGACAACGACGAGAGCAGCGGCUACGAGGACGCACAGUCAGACUUACAGGAGCAGGAGACCCUCCCGGGUGCCUCCACACCAGACGGAUCUCCAGAUGGAGGUUUCCUUGAGGAAGAGAUGGGAGAUGAGGAAGACGGGGAUACAGCAGCCAAGACCGGGGAGCCAGGGAGCCCCAAACCAAACGACUCUUGUGUUUUGUCUUAAAUUCAGGACUCUUGCCGCUUCCUACUGAUCUGACAUUCCUUUUUAUCAAGCAUAGAUAAGUCUUAGAUGAUAUUACUCAGGCUCUUGCACAAUUCCAGCCUCAGAUCAGUUUCCGUCUUGCUACUUUUUACUUUGCCUGUGGUGAAACAGUGCUGAGAAUCUGUAAUCAUUGCUUCAACUCUCAGCCACCAGUGGAUCGCCCUUCAAUGAUUAACAGCUGACUUUGGAACGCUUUUACUUCCCCUCUCGUCUGCCUCGGAAGGGUAUGAGUCAACCCUCUGCCCGCCCGCCCUGCCCUGCGCGUCAUCAGAAAAAAUGGAAUUUUCUGAGCUGAUUUCUGGCUGUUUUUUGGCUGUAUCUUUUUUUUGGCAUCGAGAGUGUGACACGGGGGGGCACACUGCUGCUCUCCCGUCCAGUCCGGUUUCUGUUUCUGGCCAUGGCUCUCGUGACUGUCUAGUUCCAGGUCUUGACCUUUAUCUUUGAAUCGUGAAAAGCCUGCUGUUUAUGUCCACACAGAUAAUAGCAAUGUCAGUGUACAUAAUAGUAAUAAUAGCGUUCAUAUGUUUAGCAUCUGGGUUAUAUGAAGGGCAUGACAUAUGAUGUUGAUUUCAUCACCUAGAUAUGUUAGAUUUUAUUUGCUAUAUUUGUGCUUUUAUCACAGAUAUCUGCUGAUUUAAAGAAAGGGAAUACAAAACCCCUUAAAGAUUUUUUGAUACAGAGUUAUUUGGGACCAGAAAAAGGGAAACAGUGCCUUUCAACAAAAACACAUUUCAGACUAAAAAAUUACUUUUAAAAUGAGGAAUAUUCAUAUAUCAAAGCAUGAUAGACCUUAACCUUUAUGGGAAAAUGGGAAGUGUGUGUUUUCUGACUUAGCUAUGACAAAUCAAUGAAAAGUACAUUCCAGUUGUUUUGUUUGGUCUUAAACAUGAUUAGUCAUGGCUGUAUGGCAGGCUAAUCAGAGGUGUCCUUGAACUAAUGUUUGCUUAAGAGCUGCUGUACCUACUUGGGAGAGGCCUCGGUUUGUUUUCUUUUUAAAUAUAAACAUUGCAGGACAAUGUCUCUUUAUUGAACUAUUAACCCUUUAGGAUUAAGUCGUUUCUGUUACAUUUCACCCAUUUUUGGAGUUUUCGAUUGAUAUCUUCUAGACAAACAUUCAAUUGUUUUAAUUGCUAGGCCUCCCAAGGCUUUGAUUAACAUUAAUUUCAAUGUUCAAGAUGUUAUUUGUUCUUUUGUUACAGUGUCUUACAAGUAACUGUGUCUUACCUACAGUCUGCUGACUUUUACAUUUUGUAUUAGUCUAGUUAAAUUUGAACUGAUAAAUGUAAACAUAUACCAUAUAUAUGGUACUGCAAGCACCUUCCAGUUUCACUUUCUGAUCUUCUUUAUGUAUUUGUUAAAUAAGUUUGUAUGGUAAGUUGACUCACAGCACCUUGAAUCUUUUUAGUGAAAAGCUGUGUUUCAGUAGAAUAUGUAUAUUUCUUUUCUUCUGUAUAAUUUGAGGAAGACUGGUAAGGGGCAUGCUAAAUUAGCUUUAUGCUGUUAAGUCAUGUGGUUUUGCACUCACUGACAGGAUUUGUUGCACAACAUUAGAUGCUGUAUGAUAUGAGGGGUUUUAGAUUACAAACCAACUUGAUGGAAAAAACAUGGACACAUUUUCAUCCACAGGAUGUGUUCACUUUAAACUAUGUAUUUUGUACACUUCCAAUGGAUUUACUGUCGGCAUGUGGGUGUGCAAAUGAUUAAAAAAAGUAAAUCUACA
Molecule: messenger RNA, 3047 nt
Organism: Clupea harengus (Atlantic herring)
Lineage: Eukaryota; Metazoa; Chordata; Actinopteri; Clupeiformes; Clupeidae
Source: RefSeq, a predicted model, not a curated record